Messenger RNA from Thlaspi arvense, 1326 nucleotides. The record is from the annotation of a GenBank genome assembly. Lineage: Eukaryota; Viridiplantae; Streptophyta; Magnoliopsida; Brassicales; Brassicaceae.
AUGAAGGGCAAUGGAGGUUCAUCAAGUUCACUAUCAUCUUUCAUCAUGACAACAUAUAAAAUGGUGGAUCGUCCUUCAACGGAUUCAAUAAUCUCAUGGAGCCAGAGCGGCAAGAGUUUCAUCAUUUGGAAUCCGGAAGAGUUUUACGGAGAUCUCCUUGGAAGAUUUUACAAGACCAACGAUGUAGAUUUAUUCUUCUAUAAACUCAAGACACAUGGUUUUAGAAAAAUCGACUCUGGGAAAUGGGAAUUCGCACAUGAUAAUUUUGUGCGAGGUCAACCUCGCCUCAUGGAGAACAUUUUAAGGUGCAUGAAAGAGAUGAGGGAUCAGGCAUAUCAAAUGUGCGUUAUGACAAAGGCGCAACGUUUAUUUAGGCUGGAAGUAGAAGAAGUAGAGUAUCAAUGGCUAGAACAUAGAGGCGCUAAAGUUGUAGGGAUAGAUGAACAUGACAUAAGUUUAGAAUUCUCACCAUUUUUGUUCGCCACCAAAGCAUAUGAGAUUGUGGAUGAUCCUUCAUCGGACGCAAUUAUCUCGUGGAGCAAGAGCGGCAAGAGUUUCAUCAUUUGGAAUCCGCAAGAGUUUUACAGAGAUUUUCUUCUCAAAUUAUUCAAGUGUAGUGACCAUAUAAGUAUACUCUUCGACCUACUUGAGAGAUGUGGCUUUAAAAAAAUUGACGCAGAGAAAUGGGAAUUCGCAAAUGACAGUUUUGUCCAGGGUCAACCUCACCUUGUUGAAAACAUUAAAAGGGAUACUUGGGUAAAUGUAGAUCAAAUAUCAAAAGAUUCGGAAAGGCAAGCGGAAAUGAUGGACGCGAAAGUUUUAUUUAAGCUGCAAGUAAAGGAUGAAGCUAGGUUUGAAGGGAUGAGUUUGGAUCACAUUCAAUCUUCUUUCCUCACCACAACAUAUAACAUGGUUGAUGAUCCUUCAUUGGAUUCAAUGAUUUCCUGGAGCCAGAAUAAUAAUAGUUUCAUCAUUUGGAACAUGUCCGAGUUUUACAGAUACUUGCUUCGUCAGAGACUCGUCGCGUCAAAAAGUUGCUUCGUCUCUCGACUUGAGUUUUAUGGUUUCAAGAAAAUCGACCCCGAGAGAUGGGAAUUCGCAAAUGAGAAUUUUGUACGAGAUCAACCUCACCUUAUGGUGAAUAUUGGACGGUAUAUUACAGAGAAGAAGGAUAAGCUGUAUAAGAGAAUUGAUAUGAGAAAGAAAAUGAGAGACGAGGCGAAAAAGAAAUUGAGGGACGAGGCGAAAAAGAAAAUGAAGGAGGCGACGCAAGUAAAGGAACUUGAGGUUCGACGACUAGAACAUUUUGAACGCUGCAGAUUAUGA